AUUAAAGGCCGGAGUGGCCCCGUCUGCUUUCUUGAAGGCAGUUUUAGCUGGUAGGGACUCAUCUAUUACUUUCCAUCUUACCUGUUACUUGUAUUCUCACUUUAUCAUUGAAUCUAGAUCAGUGUUCAAGUACUUGUUAUUCAAUCCUAUUAUAUUAAGCGAUUUGUAUCCAUUCAAUCAACUAAGAACUAUUCAUGUUCUAUGUUGCCUUAAAAGUUUGAAAUUGGACCGGAUGUCCAAAAAUACAUUUCUUGACAAUGGAUUUUCCCAAUCAACUUUCUUACCGUCAACUUCCCCCUUCCUCGGGGAUGUCAUUCCAGUAACAAUCACUUGCAGUUUGCAGCUCGUCCAAGCAAGUUGACAGAUCUUAUAACUACUGUCUCAAUCAGUGUCUUACAGUUUACCCGUCCUACAUGGAGUAUACUCGAAGUCUCACUGAGUUUCGAGAACACAUAUCAAAGACUGGCUCCUUUGAAGUUCCAGUGGCAAAUUGUGGUUCCAAGUAUUACAAUUCUCAGGAAAAGGAGAACAUGUCAAUGAAGAGCUACAUAGUUUAUUGGAAGGACUAUAUUGCAAAUGGAUAUCCAGAAAAAUCCAAGAUUUUGUAUCUGAAGGACUGGCAUUUCAAUAAGGCUGAUCCUUCACAAUGCAUUUAUAAGGUGCCAAAUGUCUUCUGUUCAGACUGGUUAAAUGAAUAUUUCACUCUUAACCCGGCACUGAAUGAUGAUUACCAAUUUGUUUAUAUGGGUCCAAAAAACAGUUGGACUCCUUUUCAUGCAGACGUGUUCACUUCAUUCAGUUGGUCUGCAAAUGUAUGCGGACGCAAGAAAUGGAUAUUGUUUCCACCAGGGGAAGAAAAUUGUUUCAAAGACAAAUUUGGAAAUGUAGUUUAUGACAUUCAGUGUCCUGAUUUAACAGAUCCCAAUUUAUAUCCUAAUUACAAGAAUCUGAAAAAGAGCUUUGAAGUGAUUCAGAAUCCAGGAGAAGCCAUUUUUGUACCUUCCGGCUGGUACCACCAAGUUUGGAAUCUGGAGGACACCAUCUCCAUUAAUCACAACUGGGUGAACGCUUGUAAUGCGACCACUGUGUGGCGGGCACUUCAGACUAAUCUAAUCAAUGUACAAAACGAAAUUUCAGACUGCAAGGAUAUGGAUGGCUGGCAUGAGCAUUGCCAAAUCAUACUCAGAGCUAACUUUGGUAUGAAUUAUGCGGACUUUUUCAAUUUUCUCAAAUUUAUACUGGAUAGACGGACUGAAGCGAUCAGACAAGAUGAGAAUUUAGUUUUCAAUUCAUAUGUAUUUGGCAAAAAUCAUCUACUGCAUGAUAUUCGAAUAGUGAGGAACAUUCUAAAUGACAUGAUAUCAGACCCUGAUGUUAAAAUUCUAAAUGAUUGUGAAACAAUGUGUAUUGAUGAAAUUAUUAAAUUAGUUAAUAGUAUUAACAGCUUAUUAGUUAGCAACAAUAAUAUUUUAGAUUUUAAGCUCAAAAGUACCUCAAGCUGAAUUGAAAUAGUAAAAUGAUUUUAAAACAAUAUCCAGCGCUUUAUUACCUAGUAGUGAAAAAGACUUUAUACUAUUCUUUUUCAAUUUGUAAAACUUGAAGUACAUAGCCGACAUAUACCUGGAAUGUUCAGCUAAGCACAAUGUACCUAAAAUACAUUGGUUAAGCCCAUUCGUAUUCUAUCACUGUGUUAAUACAUGUUCAAAUCCUAUA
Messenger RNA from Nilaparvata lugens (brown planthopper), 1713 nucleotides. RefSeq names its product 2-oxoglutarate and iron-dependent oxygenase JMJD4 (gene JMJD4). The record is from RefSeq and is a predicted model, not a curated record. Gene Ontology annotation, biological process: protein hydroxylation; positive regulation of translational termination; negative regulation of gene expression. Gene Ontology annotation, cellular component: nucleus; cytoplasm. The transcript is spliced from 5 exons. The coding region runs from base 414 to 1502 and encodes 362 amino acids. NCBI's taxonomy places the organism in Eukaryota, Metazoa, Arthropoda, Insecta, Hemiptera, Delphacidae. Gene Ontology annotation, molecular function: sequence-specific DNA binding; histone H4R3 demethylase activity.